Debaryomyces fabryi is the source of this 747-nucleotide messenger RNA. RefSeq names its product rRNA-processing protein. Gene Ontology annotation, biological process: rRNA processing. NCBI's taxonomy places the organism in Eukaryota, Fungi, Ascomycota, Pichiomycetes, Serinales, Debaryomycetaceae. The record is from RefSeq and is a predicted model, not a curated record. The transcript has a single exon. Gene Ontology annotation, cellular component: nucleolus; small-subunit processome. Bases 1 to 747 code for a protein of 248 amino acids.
AUGGCAAAGCUUGUUCAUAAUAUACAGAAAAAACAACAUAGGGAACGUUCCCAAACUCAAGAAAGAGCUAAAUAUGGUCUUUUGGAAAAGAAAAAGGAUUAUAGGUUGAGAGCAGCUGAUUAUCAUAAGAAGCAAGCUGCUUUAAAAGCAUUGAAACACAAGGCGUCUAGUUACAAUCCUGAUGAAUACUAUCAUGCUAUGACAAGUAAAAAGACAGAUGAUCGUGGGAUAUUGGUUGCAGAUCGUGGGAAUGAAGCCAUGUCGGUUCAGCAAGUCAAAUUAUUGAAAACUCAGGAUGUUAACUAUAUUAGAACAAUGAGACUUAAUGAAUUGGCGAAGAUCAACAAACAGAAGCUGGAUUUAGACUUCAAAUCACAGGGAAAGCAUACGGUAUUUGUGGACUCGUUUGAUAAGCAAAAACAAUUUAAACCGGAGGAAUUUUUUGACACUGACAAAAGUAUGUUGAAAAGACGUGAGAAUAGAUUGAAAAUAGAUCAGUUGGAAAAGAACGAAAAAUUGAUUAAACAGGACCCAAUAGAGGAUCAAAACCAAAAGGAUAAGCAGGACUUGAAGAAGUUGAAACAAUAUAAAUUAUUGAAAAGAAGAUUGGAAAGAGAACAACAAUUGAAAGAAGUUGAAUCACGUAUGGAAUUAACAAAAGAGUUAAUGAAGAAAGGAAGUGAGAAAAAGAUGGUUGACUCCAAUGGUAAAGUUCAAUUUAAAUGGAAAAAUCAAAGAAAACGUUAG